Molecule: messenger RNA, 2462 nt
Organism: Pollicipes pollicipes
Lineage: Eukaryota; Metazoa; Arthropoda; Thecostraca; Pollicipedomorpha; Pollicipedidae
Product: exocyst complex component 5
Exons: 15
Coding region: 287-2437 (716 amino acids)
Biological process (GO): Golgi to plasma membrane transport; exocytosis
Cellular component (GO): exocyst; cytoplasm
Source: RefSeq, a predicted model, not a curated record
GGUCCGUCGAGGAAAAAAGGAGGCCUUGCAUUGGCACCAUGAUUGGGAUAUAGAAAAGGACGCAUCACAAAAAGUGAUAUUAGGCAUUUGUGAUGGGCGUUAAGGUGGUGUGUGGGUCCAUCUCUGAAACACGAGAAUUCGAUAAUGGUUUCAGCCUGCAACUUCCAGGAUGUCUGCUCGCACUGUCCUCAGCGGUGUUAAGCAGUUGAUGAAUAAGCAGUGACUCGUUUUUGCGCCCGUUUCUUCAACACCUGUUGCCUGGUUACCAAGGCCUCAAAGAGUCAAGAUGAUGAUGUAUAAGCUUCUGGAUGAAGUUGAGCAGGAGUCUUUCAGUGCAGAUGAUUUUGUGGAAAGACUGGCUUGGAGGGCAAGUGGUGGAAAUCUUUCCACUAAGACAGACAAUGAAGACUUCAAUCCCCAGAUCAUCCAUGAUGCCUUUUCAUCUGCCAUCAGGCAGCUGACAGAUAUACAGAGGAAACAGCAAAGGGAGUGUGAUCAGUUGGAAGCUAAGCUGAAAGAUGAAGAGGCCAGAUAUGCCCAGAGAGUUCACAAGCUGAUGGAUAGAAACAAGGAUGAUUUCAGCAUCCUGCACCAGCUGGAUGAGAAGAUCAGUUUUGUGGCAACCAAGGUGGUGCACCUGGGCGACCAGUUGGAGAGCGUCAACACACCCCGCUCCCGCGACGAGCGUGCCCUCCAGCUCAUGCAGCACCUGAACCGGUUCAUUGACGCCGAGGCGCCCACCGACCCCCUCUUCGACGACGACGAACAGAUAUUCGAGGCUGCCGACGUGAUACAGAAGCUUUAUCUCAUAUCGCAGGAGCUGCCAUCGGGAAAGUUUGAGGGCGCCCGGACUCGGAUCGGCCAGAAGUACGACGGCGUCGAGCGGCGUCUGAUCGAGCGGUUCGUGGCGGCUCAGAAACGAGACGAUCGCGACGCCAUGAAAGAAGUGGCCUCUGUGCUGUCACAGUUCAAGGGCUACUCGCAGUGCGUGGACGCCUUCAUAGAGCAGAGCCAGCAGGGUGCGUUCGUCAGCCGCGACAUAUUCCGCGAGAUCGUGCCGGUAUGUGAAAGGAACGAGCCUAUCAUCCACUACGUGUUCCACAACCCAGCCCAGGUGAUGGGCCGCUUCGUGCUGAUCAUCUUCCACGGCCGGCUGCAGGAGCACCUGCACCAGACCCUGGCUGACCAGUCGAACCGGUGCCGCUACCUGGACCAGCUGUGCGACCUGUACUCGCGCACGCAGCACCUCACCAAACAGCUGGCCAAGUUCAACAUGGGACACGACAGCUCCUUUCUCAACAAGCUGGCCAAAAAACUCUUCCAGGAGUACAUCAGCAGCUACAUCAGCGUGGAGGUGAAGCAGCUGCGCCAGUGCUGCGCCGACACGCUGGACGAGUACUACACGUCGCAGGGUCACCAGAAGCGCCACCUGUACGGCGGGCUGGGGGAGCUGCGCAGAGAGGCGGCCGCCGUGCUCGGCACCAAGACCAGCAUCAACAUCGCAGCCGUCGACGACCACGGCGGCCGCACCUUCCUCUCGGAGGAGACCGCCAUCAACCUGCUGCAGGAGGCGAAGCGGGCGUUCAAGCGGUGCCAGGUGCUGUCGCGGCCGCAGGAGCUGGCUCAGAACGCGCUGCAGCUGUUUGACAUCCUCGCCAGCAGCCUGCUGGUGGAACACAUCGACUACGGCAUCGAGCUGGCGCUGCAGGCGGUGCCGGUGAACGAGCCGCGUGCGGAGCCGCAGCUCUACUUCUAUGACGUAGUGCGUCAGACCAACGGCGUGGUCCACCUGCUGGAGAAGCAGUACGCCGACUCGCUGCUGCCGCUGGUGGUCGGCUCCAGCUGCCAGGCGGAGGCGGCCUCGAGGAGGCGCGCGCUGCUGUCGGGUGUGCAGACCAAGCUGGACCUGGGCCUGGACCGUACGCUAUCGGCUGCCUGCGCCUGGGUGCGUGUCAUCCUGCAAACCGAACAGAAGAAGGCCGACUUCCGACCCGACACCGAGGAGGUGGUGCUGGCCUCGGCCACUCAGGCGUGCCGCAAGGUGGUUCGCUUCAUCAGCAGCCAGGCGGCGCGCAUCAAGGACUCGUGCGACGGCAAGAACGUGGACGCCGUGCUGACGGAACUCGGCGAACGGCUGCACCGCACCGUACUGGAGCAUCUGCUGCAGUUCCAGUACAACACCACAGGCGCGAUGGCUGCCAUCUGUGACGUGAACGAGUACCGCAAGUGCGUCGAGUCCUGGAGGAUCGCCUCCGUCACGGCCCUCUUCGAGACGCUGCACUCGCUCUGCAACCUGCUGCUGGUGCUGCCCGACAACCUGCGCCAGGUCUGCUCGCAAGGGUCGCUGGCUGGCUUGGAUCGCGCGGUCCUGAUGAACUUUAUCCAGCUACGCGCCGACUACAAGACCUCCAAGCUGGCGCUGCAGCUCCGCUGGUAGUGCUCGCCCCCCCCCCCCCCCCCGA